CUGCGCAGGCGCAGUGCGAGAGAAGGCGGCGGAGAGAAGAGGGAGGGAGGGAGCGCGCGUGCAGUCGCCCAACAGGGGGCCCUCAGCGUCGUUUCCGCGGAGCCUUUUUGUCCUCCUCAGGCUUGCCGUCGCCCUCCUUGUGCUCCUCCCGCUCGCCCGCCAUGGAGUGCCCGCACUUGGGAGCGAGCGUCUGCGUGUCGCCGGGAGCGGCCGCCUUUCCCCCGGGCUCGCCCUCCGCCUGGUGCUGCAGCGUAUGCCGGUCUAACAAAAGUCCUUGGAUCUGCCUCACUUGCUCAAAUGUCCACUGCGGAAGAUAUGUCAAUGGCCAUGCAAAGAAACAUUACGAAGAUGCCCAGGUUUCAGUCCCCAGUCAGAAGAAGAUGGAAAAGCAGGAGAAAGUCCAACACACAGUAUGCAUGGAUUGCAGUAGUUACAGCACAUACUGUUACCGCUGUGAUGACUUUGUAGUCAACGACACCAAAUUUGGCUUGGUGCAGAAAGUCCGAGAGCUGCUACAAAAUUUGGAAAACUCAGCUUUUACGGCAGACAGGCACAGGAAGAGGAAACUUCUGGAAAACUCUUCUCUCAACAGCAAAUUGUUCAAAAUAAAUGGGAGCACUGCCACCGCUCUGUGCGCUACUGGCCUCCGGAACCUGGGAAACACCUGCUUCAUGAAUGCCAUCCUCCAGUCGCUCAGCAACAUCCAGCAGUUCUGCUGCUACUUCAAGGAGCUGCCAGCGGUGGAGCUGCGGAACGGGAAGACGGCCGGGCGGAUUACCUACCACACCCGCAGCCAAGGCGACAACGGCGUUUCCUUGGUGGAAGAGUUCCGGAAGACGCUGUGCGCCCUGUGGCAGGGGAGCCAGGCCGCCUUCAGCCCCGAGUCGCUCUUCUACGUCAUUUGGAAGAUCAUGCCCAACUUCCGGGGCUACCAACAGCAGGACGCCCACGAGUUCAUGCGCUACCUGCUGGACCACCUGCACCGGGAGCUGCAGGGCGGCUUCAACGGCGUCUCCCGCUCCUCCACCUUCUCGGGACUCUCUGCCGGGAGCCGCUGCUGCAUAAACGGCACCUCGACCGUCGUCACGGCCAUCUUUGGUGGCAUCCUCCAGAACGAAGUCAACUGCUUGAUAUGCGGGACCGAAUCCAGAAAGUUCGACCCAUUCCUAGACCUUUCGCUAGAUAUUCCAAGUCAAUUCAGAAAUAAACGUAGCAAGAACCAAGAAAAUGGACCAACGUGUACAUUACGAGAUUGCCUCCGUAGUUUCACGGACCUGGAAGAACUUGACGAGACAGAGCUCUACAUGUGCCACAAAUGUAAAAAGAAGCAGAAGUCCACCAAGAAGUUCUGGAUCCAGAAACUACCAAAGGUGCUGUGCUUGCAUCUGAAGCGCUUCCACUGGACCGCCUACCUGAGGAACAAAGUGGACACCUACGUGGAGUUCCCCCUGCGAGGCCUAGACAUGAAGUGCUACCUGCUGGAGCCCGAAAACAGUGGACCGGAAAACUGCCUCUACGACCUGGCAGCUGUGGUGGUGCAUCACGGUUCGGGGGUGGGCUCCGGCCACUACACAGCGUAUGCAACGCAUGAGGGACGUUGGUUCCACUUCAACGACAGCACGGUGACACUGACAGACGAGGAGACGGUGCUGCGGGCCAAGGCCUACAUCCUCUUCUAUGUGGAUCGGCGGCGGCAGCAGCAGCAGACAGCCAAGGCCGGCCCCGAGAAACUUUAAUAACAACAAUAACAAUACCUCCUCCUCCUCCUCCUUUCGCCCGACUUUGGCAUAUCAAGGUCCCGCUCUUCCUCCGGAAAGAAACAUUUCCAGUUCUCUGCAGAUACUUGAUCCGAGACUCUUGGUUGCAUUCAUCGUGCACUUUUCAGAUUGUAUUUUCUUCUUCCUCUUCCUUCUUUCUUGUAGUUUUCCUUUGU
Messenger RNA from Anolis sagrei ordinatus, 1933 nucleotides. RefSeq names its product ubiquitin specific peptidase 3 (gene USP3). Lineage: Eukaryota; Metazoa; Chordata; Lepidosauria; Squamata; Anolidae. Gene Ontology annotation, molecular function: cysteine-type deubiquitinase activity; zinc ion binding. Gene Ontology annotation, biological process: protein deubiquitination. Gene Ontology annotation, cellular component: cytoplasm; nucleus. The record is from RefSeq and is a predicted model, not a curated record.